CUUAGAAACCAGGGCUCUCUGUACCGAGAAAUUUCUGCAAUUUUUUUUUCGGGAGGUAUGUAAUUCGUUUCUUUCGUGAUUCAAUUCAACCCACCCUUUGUGUGUUGUGUGCGUGGAUCCAUCGGAGAUCUCUGUUGACCUCAACUGGUAAUGUUUGUGUAAUAUUAUUUGAUUUUCAUAAUUGAUUUUAUCAGGAAUAUAGAAAUCUCUGUUUUUAUUAGACGAGGAUUAGCCAUUUUUGAACCGUCUGUGAUUCGAUCUGACGUUUUGUUUCGUCGUGCCUUGUUAUUCGGAGCUGGAAUUCAUGUUUAAGAAUAAUAGACGUUGUAAUCAAUUGGAUCUAUUACUUUCUUUGUUGUGUUUUUUGAAAUUUACAGUAGGUGCUGUUGUAUUGGUUUUCUGUUCGUGUUGAGGUUGAUCAUGCGAUGCAUUCAUCUGAUCUCGUGUUAAUUAUAGGGUUUUGCUUUGGAUUCCGGAUUAUGAUCAUGCUUUUGUAAUCAGAUUCAUUCGAUUAUUGUGCUCAUGAAAUCCUUCUUGUUUUUUGGCUCAUAGUUGUUUGGUCCUAUUACUUCAUAGAUUUGUGUCGAUCAGCCUUGUAAUAAUUAGUAUCCUUAUAAUUAGCAUGUUCACCCUAACCAAAAUUAGAUUUGACGAUGGUGGUGGUGGGAUAGUGAUGCCUUCUAUUAUUUUGAUUACUUUUGUUACCCUUAUUUCUUAUGGUAAGGUUGGUGAUUACAUUUACAUCUAAAGUUUUUCCUGGUGAGCUGAAUUAUGCAUGUUUGUGUCAGUGUUGAGUGAUCCAUUAGCAGUUGAAUCAAAACAAAAAUGGGGUUGACUUUCACGAAGCUGUUCAGCCGGCUUUUUGCGAAGAAAGAGAUGCGCAUUCUGAUGGUAGGUCUUGAUGCUGCUGGUAAGACUACAAUUCUCUACAAGCUCAAGCUUGGAGAAAUUGUCACCACAAUCCCUACUAUUGGAUUUAAUGUUGAGACUGUGGAAUAUAAGAACAUCAGCUUCACUGUUUGGGAUGUUGGUGGUCAGGACAAGUAG
Ilex paraguariensis (yerba mate) is the source of this 1047-nucleotide messenger RNA. NCBI's taxonomy places the organism in Eukaryota, Viridiplantae, Streptophyta, Magnoliopsida, Aquifoliales, Aquifoliaceae. The record is from the annotation of a GenBank genome assembly.